Molecule: messenger RNA, 6110 nt
Organism: Cyprinodon tularosa
Lineage: Eukaryota; Metazoa; Chordata; Actinopteri; Cyprinodontiformes; Cyprinodontidae
Product: mucin-2-like
Exons: 3
Coding region: 74-3967 (1297 amino acids)
Source: RefSeq, a predicted model, not a curated record
CCCCCCAUUAACCAAUCUGAAAACUGGUCCGCCUAGUUCUUCUCAAGCAAUUGCAGUAGCUCAUAAUUCUACUAUGGUAACCACUGCACAACUGACUACUAAAUCUUCUUCUGCGGCACCAAUAACUACAACUGCAUCGACUACAUUCAACACAAGUAAAAUUGCUUCACUUCCCGUCACCACUCAGCUGAUUAACACCACCAGAGAAACACCAACAGGGACACAAUUACAGCCAUCCGAAGAGGUAACCACCCCAGCACCAUCAACUUCGCAGAGGCUGAAUACGUCUACUACCAAAGAAGUAGUUUUAAAACCCAUAACCAGUGAUCUUAACAACACAAGUACAGAAAUGCUGAAAGUCAACAUAACGACACAGCAGAAAAUGAGUACCACUCCAUCACCAGGAACCAGCGCUGGACAAAUGACAGAGCCUACAGAGGUCUCACCCUUCAUCAGCACUAAUUUUGGCAGUACAAGAAGAGACAUGCCAACAACAGCAACACCACAAAAUAGUACCCAGCUAGAACCAACUACUGUCACAGGACAGACUAUACCUAAGAACACAAACAAUUCACUUACCAUUACCUCCAAACUCAGCAGAAAUUUGACAGAAAUUACACUAGUACCAACCUCUCAAAAUGUCACUAGCCUACAACCACUUAUCGUCACAGGACAGACUACACUCAACACCACAGAGGUUGUUUCACAUUCAGAAAUAACUGAGCUAAACAGAACAACGACAGAAAUACCAACAGUGAAACCAACAAAAACACCCUCAAACAUUACCGAAGCAGCUUUCACCAAAAUGACAACAUCUAACCAUACUGAAGUUACAACACAUACCAUCAGCAACAAGGCCAACAAAACAAUUACCAUACUGCCAGCUAAGACAACAACAGCACCUCUCCAAAAUGUUACCAACCUAACAACAAUAACUGCCCCUGGACUGACCAAAACAAACACCACUCAGAUCGUUACACAUUCUGUUAGCACUGAGCUAAAAAGUACAGGGACAGAAACGCCAACACUGACACCAAUGCAGCCAUCCUUAAAUGUUACAACAUCAGCAACAUCAAAUGUCACUGGAAUUACUACAUCUAAUCAUACUGGGAUUGUUUCACCUCCCACCAGUAUUGACGCCAACAGAACAGAAAUAUUGCCAACAAAGAUGGCAACAGUACCACUCAAUGUCACCAACCUAACAACAACAACUGCCACUGGAGUGACUACAUCAAGCACCACUCAGAUUGUCACACAUUCUGUCAGCACUGAGCUAAAAAGUACAAAGACAGAAAUGUCAACACUGACAGCAACGCAGCCAUCCUUAAAUGUUACAACAUCGGCAACAUCAAAUGUCACUGGAAUUACUAUGGGUAAUCAUAGUGGGAUUGUUUCACCUCCCACCAGUAUUAAUGCCAACAGAACAGAAAUAUUGGCAACAAAUACACCAACAGCACCACUCAACAAUGUGACCAACCUAACAACAAAAACUGCCACUGGACUUACUACAUCAAACACCACUCAGAUUGUCAUACAGUCUGUCAGCACUGAGCUAAAAAGUACAAAGACAGAAAUGUCAACACUGACACCAAAACAGCCAUCCUUAAAUGUUACAGAAUCGGCAACAUCAAAUGUCACUGGAAUUAUUACAUCUAAUGACACUGGGAUUGUUUCACCUCCCACCAGUAUUAACGCCAACACAACAGAAAUAUUGCCAACAAAGAUAGCAACAGUACCACUCAAUGUCACCAACCUAACAACAACAACUGCCACUGGAGUGACUACAUCAAGCACCACUCAGAUUGUUACACAUUCUGUCAGCACUGAGUUAAAAAGUACAACAACAGAAAUGUCAACACUGACAGCAACGCAGCCAUCCUUAAAUGUUACAACAUCGGCAACAUCAAAUGUCACUGGAAUUACUAUGUCUAAUCAUACUGGGAUUGUUUCACCUCCCACCAGUAUUAAUGCCAACAGAACAGAAAUAUUGCCAACAAAGACAGCAACAGUACCACUUAAUAAUGUCACCAACCUAACAACAACAACUGCCACUGGUCUGACUACACCAAACACCACUCAGAUUGUCACACAGUCUGUCAGCACUGAGCUAAAAAGUACAAGGACAGAGAUGUCAGCACCAACACCAACACAGCCACCCUUAAAUGUUACAACAUCAGCAACAUCAAAUGUCACUGGAAUUACUUCACCUAAUCACACUAGGAUUGUUUCACCUCCCACUGGUAUUGACACCAACAGAACAGAAAUAUUGGCAACAAAGACACCAACACCACCACUUAAUAAUGUCACCAACCUAACAACAACAACAACAGCCACUGGUCUGACUACACCAAACACCACUCAGAUUGUCACACAGUCUGUCAGCACUGAGCUAAAAAGUACAAGGACAGAGAUGUCAGCACCAACACCAACACAGCUACCCUUAAAUGUUACAACAUCAGCAACAUCAAAUGUCACUGGAAUUACUACACCUAAUCACACUAGGAUUGUUUCACCUCCCACUGGUAUUGACACCAACAGAACAGAAAUAUUGGCAACAAAGACACCAAUACCACCACUCAAUAAUGUCACCAACCUAACAACAACAACAGCCACUGGACUGACUACAUCAAACACCACUCAGAUUGUCACACAGUCUGUCAGCACUGAGCUAAAAAGUACAUGGACAGAUAUGUCAACACUGAAACCAACACAGCCACCGUUAAAUGUUACUACAUUAGUACCAUCGACUGUCACUGAAGUUGGUUCACGCCCAAUAACUACUGAGCUAAAAAGUAACAAUACAGAAAUGCAAACUAUGACACUGACACCUGUAUCUAAAAAUGUAACCACGCCAGUACCAUUUACUAUCUCUGAAUCAACUACAUUAAACACCACUCAGCCUAAUAAGACAAGAACAGAAAUACCAAUAUUGACGUCAAAACCACCUACCCACAAUGUUACCAACUCAACACCAGUAACUUCCACUGGACUGACUUCUGUUAACACAUCUGAGGUGGUUCCACAUCCCAACAGCACUGAGCCUAACAAUGCAACUGCAGAAAUACCCACAAUGACAUCAACACCACCAUCACAAAAUGUUAGUUACCCAGCACCAACCAAUGCCACUGCAAGUACAACUCUUAACACCACAGAGGUUUUUUCCUCUCCAUUAUCUACUGAACUCAAUAUUACAAAUACAGAAAUGUCAGCAAUGACACCAACAUCACCGCCUCACAAUUUCACAUCAUCAGGUCUAUUAAAUGUCACUGGAAUGACUACAUCUAACACCACUGAGAAUGUUUCACAUUCAGUUAGCAGUUAUCUUAAUACUACAGAAAUUCCAACAAAGACAUCAACACUACCAUUCCAAAAUGUUACCACACAAGCGCCAUCAGCUGCCACCGGACCAUCCACUUUUAACACCACAGUGGAUGUUUCCCAUCCUAUAAGCACAGAGCUCAACACCACAGAAAUAACACCUACACAGGUUCCCCACAACACUUCUGAGAACGUAACCACAAAUAGUGUUUAUACAUCAAGAGCUCCAAUGGAAACGCCAGCCUCAACAACAACUGCAUCAACUAUCAGCAGUUUUUAUUCAGAAGACAGCCUUAUAUUAAUCCAGAAAAAUAUGACAUGGACUGCAGCUUUGAGCUUCUGCAGGGAACACUACGUCGAUCUUGUUCAGAUUACCAGUGGAGAAAUUCAAGACAAAGUGGCUAAGAAGUUGAAAAGCUCCACAUCCCCUCACGUGUGGCUCGGCUUGCGUUACACUUGUAAUUUCAAAUUUUGGUUCUGGACCAGCUCAAAUGCUGACUGUUAUCAGAACUGGCAGCCAGAAGAAGGACCAGGAGGAGCUUAUGAGUGUGGUUUGAGUGGUGCCAUUCAGACCACUGGGGGGAAGCAAUGGGUUGGUUUGCCAGAGACACAGGAACUGAAUUUUAUCUGCCAGACAUGUGGUGGAUGAGAGUGGGCUGCAAGUAACAGUUGUUUAACAGUUGAAAUACUCAAUGAUGCUCAUUCUGUUUUAACUGAGUAUUUUCAGUUAACUUGAGUGAGGGUUAUGAGAUAUAAAUUGCCAAACUGGCUAAUGUCUCUGAACCAAAUGAGAUACAGUGGUUGCAAUUGUGCUGACAUGUCCUAAGGUGAAAUAUAGCUGCCUCUGCUGCUGUUCAGGCACAAUAUUAGCUGCUUGAGAACAUACUAUAUGCUGUAUGGAUGUGCGCACGCACAGAGAGCUUUGUCAGAAAAUUGAUUGGCUCUGAAAAUUGGAAUUUUGACCUCCUGGCUAAGCUGCCAAGAGUCUAUGUUUGAUAGCAAUACAGCCUUAAAUCCAACAGCAUGGCCCUCAGGAGUGCUUCUAGAGAAAACCGAGCAAGUCCAAUAGCUUUCUGUGUGGCAAAGAGUCACAGAGAGCGUGACACAGAGCUAUGGUUACAGAAAAUAAUCUAGUUUUAGUACUUUUUUGGUCAGUGACCUUUAUCACAGACCUAUGCUUUCAUUGGAGAAUAUAUCUAACUUUGUUAAUGUUCAUAGAUACAUAUUUUGUAUUAUGUGAAUUAUAGUUUUAAUAACAUCACAAACAUUCUUGGGUUUCUUUUUUUUAGAAUGCAAAUGACAGAUAAUUAACAUACCAGUAAAACCUGUCUUAAAUUGAAGGCUGACAUGUGCCGAAGAGGAUCAAAGAGAUAACACAAGGUGUGGUAUGAAAGACUAUGACGUUGCUCACUCUGUACUUGGUACUAUUGGUACUAUGAGCUAUUAUGACUUCUAAGCAAUUUGAAAUCCUGGUUAAGUGGUCACAUAAUGUUCCCUGCAAAACUAUGCAUGCCUCUUUGAUUUACAUUUUGUCACUUUGCAAGUAAAUACAUUUUGGAAUUUUGUUGUAAAACAAUGCAAACAAUACUUUUAGAAUAUGAAAAUUUUUUCUAAAUAUAAAAGUAUAAAGUCUAAAAAGUUUGGUUUGCUUUUUUUCUCAUACUUUUUCACUCUCAUAUUCUGGAGUAAAAUCCCGUUCAAACAACUGGUUUCUGACAUCUUCUGAUAUAUAAAGUAUAAUUAAUAAAAAGGGUAAUCGUUGUGUAAUUAGUUUUUUGGUAAACAAUUCUCCUCCAUGAAGAUUUCAGAGCUUUGUUGAAGAACAUUAGUGAACAUACAGCAUCUUUAAGACCAAUGAACACAGAACAUAUGUUGGGGAUAGCUAAAAUUUAAUGUAGGAUCAAUCCAAGGGUUGAACUUCUUACAGAGGACAUUUAAAUCUACUUUUCUGUUAAACUUGUUUGGUUGUUAUAGAUAAACUGUGAACCAUCUGAUCUUUAUCUUUUUAUUUAACUGCUGCCGUGACACUGCCAAUAACAACAUUCUGUAUGCUGUUUUAAAUUGUGUCACAGAGCAGAAACCUCAUUCUUUUUAUUUCAUUUCUUCUACAGACUCACGUGACUGUCAUUUAAAAUAAAUUUAUUCUUAGCUUAGCUUUUAACAGUCCAGUUAUACUUAAGCACAUGUCCAGAAAAGAGCUACUAUGAAGUACAAUUCAGUUCAAUUAAAAAACAUAAUUAAUUCCCAAAGGGAAAUUAAAAUUUGUAAUAAGUCAUGAUUUUUCAUCUUGUUUUAGGAUAUUCUAUAGCUGUUUCUCUUGUAGCAGAUCAAUAGAAGCCUUUGAUUGAUCACACUAUGUUGUUGUUUAGCACUCAUCUGAAAAUUAUGUGAACGGUUGUCAUGUUCUUCAUUUUAUGAUUAAUUCUUGUUUGUCAAAAAUCUCUCUAGUGGAGUUACUACAACCUUCAUUAUUAUGCUGAGCUUAUUUAAGUAAUUUACUCUAAAGCUGUACCCAGCAUAUGGUGGAUAUAAGUUAUACAGCAUCUUGCUGCAAAUACUGAGGAACUAAAGCUUCCUUUAAAAAUACAGUCUGCUCUAUCCUUUCUUGUAGACCAAUGUUUCCCAACCUUGUUUAAACUGUGUACCCCUUUAGGCAUUGUUUCUUUCCAUGAGUACCCCGCCCUCUCAGUCAAAAUUAUUUAUGAUUGUGCAAAAGUUGAAAGUACAAUAACUGAUAAAAUUUUUUAAAUUAAGAAUUCAGUUACUGGACCUACUAUUCUUUCCAUCUCAAA